ACUCCCCAGCUCAAGCGAUCCUCCAGCCUCAGCCUCCGGAGUAGCUGGGGCCACGGGCGCGCGCCACCACGGCCGAUUUUUUUUUUUUUUUUGGUAGAGACGGGGGUCUCACUAUGUUGCCCACGCUGGUCUCAAACUCCUGGGCUCAAGCGAUCCUCCCGCUUCAGCCUCCCAAGGUGCUGGGAUUACAGAUGGAGCCACCGCGCCGGGCAUCGAUAAUCUGCAUCUUCAACCAGCUCCCGGGAGACGUUGAUGCAGCUGGUCCGGGGACCACUCUUCGAAAAUCAUUGGUUUAGAGGUUUUAAUCCUGAAUGCACUGGGAAAAGUGUUGGGCGGACAGAGCACUGCUAACUCCUAACUUUUCUCAGAAACCUGGGCUCUGCAUUCGCCAACAACUCGGUCCCAAGUCGCGGGCAUAUUCUGUCUGAAAUCGUGUGCACCGCAAUCGCCGCCUUGGGGUGGAGGAUGGCGCUAGGCGGCCUCAGCCUCCGCCUGCUGCUCGCAGGAACCCGCGCCCCGGCUCCUCGGCGAUCCAUUGCUCUCUCCGCUGACGCCGGCCGCAGGUCUCGGUCACGCCCCCGGCGGCCCGUUGGUUCGCGGGUCCCGCGGGGUGCCCCCGCCCACACGCUAUGCCUUAAGUUGGGCCAGGCUGAGGCGUUGCUGCUCGAGCGGCCGAUCCGAGACGUGGCUCCCUGGGCGGAAGAACCAUGUUGGACUUCGCGAUCUUCGCCGUUACCUUCUUGCUGGCAUUGGUGGGAGCGGUGCUCUACCUCUACCCGGCUUUCAGACAAGCUGCAGGAAUUCCGGGGAUUACUCCAACUGAAGAAAAUGGACCCUUUUGAAACCAUGCUGAAGUCAUUAUUAAGGUAUCAAUCUGGUGGUGGCAAUGUGAGUGAAAACCACAUGAGGAAAAAAUUGUGUGAAAAUGGUGUGACUAAUUCUCUGAAGAGUAAUUUUGCCCUCCUCCUAAAGCUUUCAGAAGAAUUAUUAGAUAAAUGGCUCUCCUACCCAGAGACCCAGCAUGUGCCCCUCAGCCAGCAUAUGCUUGGUUUUGCUAUGAAGUCUGUUACACAGAUGGUAAUGGGUAGUACAUUUGAAAAUGAUCAGGAAGUCAUUCGCUUCCAGAAGAAUCAUGGCACAGUUUGGUCUGAAAUCGGAAAAGGCUUUCUAGAUGGGUCACUUGAUAAAAAUACAACUCGGAAAAAACAAUACGAAGAUGCCCUCGUGCAACUGGAGUCUGUUUUAAGGAACAUCAUAAAAGAACGAAAAGGAAGGAACUUCAGUCAACAUAUUUUCAUCGACUCCUUAGUACAAGGAAACCUUAAUGACCAACAGAUCCUAGAAGACAGUAUGAUAUUUUCUCUGGCCAGUUGCAUAAUAACUGCAAAAUUGUGUACCUGGGCAAUCUGUUUUUUAACCACCUCUGAAGAAGUUCAAAAAAAAUUAUAUGAAGAGAUAAACCAAGUUUUUGGAAAUGGUCCUAUUACUCCAGAGAAAAUUGAGCAGCUCAGAUAUUGUCAGCAUGUGCUUUGUGAAACUGUUCGAACUGCCAAACUGACUCCAGUUUCUGCCCAGCUUCAAGAUAUUGAAGGAAAAAUUGACCAAUUUAUUAUUCCUAGAGAGACCCUCGUCCUUUAUGCCCUUGGUGUGGUACUUCGGGAUCCUAAUACUUGGCCAUCUCCACACAAGUUUGAUCCAGAUCGGUUUGAUGAUGAAUUGAUAAUGAAAACUUUUUCCUCACUUGGAUUCUCAGGCACACGGGAGUGUCCAGAGUUGAGGUUUGCAUAUAUGGUGACCACAGUACUUCUUAGUGUAUUGGUGAAGAGACUGCACCUACUUUCUGUGGAGGGACAAGUUAUUGAAACAAAGUAUGAACUGGUAACAUCGUCAAGGGAAGAAGCUUGGAUCACUGUCUCAAAGAGAUAUUAAAAUUUUAUGCAUUUAAAAUCAUUGUUAAAUUGAUUGAGGAAAACAACCAUUUAAAAAAUCUGAGUUGAAUCCUUUUAUAAACCAGUAACACUUUGUAAUAUAAACACCUAUUUGUACUUAAUUUUGUAAAUUUGGAUUUUUAUAUAUCAUAUUUUCUUCAUUAUA
Macaca mulatta (Rhesus monkey) is the source of this 2094-nucleotide messenger RNA. NCBI's taxonomy places the organism in Eukaryota, Metazoa, Chordata, Mammalia, Primates, Cercopithecidae. The record is from RefSeq and is a predicted model, not a curated record.